This is a messenger RNA of Dimorphilus gyrociliatus, 727 nucleotides long. Lineage: Eukaryota; Metazoa; Annelida; Polychaeta; Dinophilidae. The record is from the annotation of a GenBank genome assembly.
AAUGUCAUUUCCUUGUGUUUUUCCUCAAAAUUACUUUAUCGAUCUAUUAAGAAGAGGAUCAGUUGAGGAGGCUAGGAAAAAUCUAGCCCUUUAUUUUGCGAAAAAUGAGGAUCCUGAUCAAUUACAAUCAGAUAUACUUGGGUGUCUAAACGAUGUUUCACUGGUUCUACAAUCGUCAUACUACUCAAUAAGUUUCAAAGCAGAUGCCCUGGCUGCAUGCACAGAUUUUCUCACAAGUUUUAAUCUCUACUACUUCAUUGUAGCUAUGUACCGUGUGAAAGACAACGGUUUACAAGAUCCAGAAUUUCUCUGCCAACUCGUUCAAAGAGGAGUUUUUCUCGAUAACGUUUUCUUUGGAAUAAUAUCUCGAUUAAUUCUAAGGGAUAUUUAUAGAGCUCAUAAAGUAAUUGAAAUAUGGCAGGGUGAACUUGACGAAGAACAAUGGUCAAAUUACGGAAUAGAAACGGAACUUGAAUCAAAGAUCACAUGCCUCCAAAUGAUAUUCAGAUCAAGCAACGAAUUUGGGAACAUAUAUUGUUUAGAGAAGGUCUUAAGUUUCAUGCCAAUUUUAGAAGAAUUUAGAUGGUUCUGCCGAUUCUCGCUGAAAAAAUCUUGCCGAUUAGUGAUAAUGAAACACCUACUUAGCGCAGGUAACUAUCCAAAUGGUGUUUAUCGAUUACAAUUACCAAAGAUAAUGGAAAGAUUUAUUCUAUGUGAAAUUGAUUAA